Messenger RNA from Xenopus laevis (African clawed frog), 1036 nucleotides. RefSeq names its product breast carcinoma amplified sequence 2 L homeolog (gene bcas2.L). Gene Ontology annotation, biological process: mRNA processing. The record is from RefSeq and is marked provisional. Gene Ontology annotation, cellular component: Prp19 complex; nucleus; precatalytic spliceosome. Lineage: Eukaryota; Metazoa; Chordata; Amphibia; Anura; Pipidae.
CGGCGGCGGAAGUCGGCAGAGUCAAUUUACUUCCGGUGAAGCGGUGACUUCCUGAGAGCAAAGAUGGCGGGGACCAGCCUGGUGGCGGGGGAUGUUGUUGUGGACGCGCUGCCUUAUUAUGAUCAGGGAUAUGACGCCCCGGGAGUGCGGGAAGCGGCUGCAGCUUUAGUGGAGGAGGAGACGAGAAGAUAUCGACCUACGAAGAACUACCUGAGUUAUUUGCCCACCCCAGACUAUUCCGCAUUUGAGACUGAAAUCAUGAGGAACGAGUUUGAAAGACUUUCGGCGCGCCAGCCCCUUGAGCUUCUCAGCAUGAAGAGGUAUGAGUUACCGGCCCCCUCAUCCGGCCAGAGGAAUGACAUCACGGCUUGGCAGGAAUGUGUCAAUAAUUCGAUGGCCCAACUGGAACACCAGGCCGUCAGAAUAGAGAACUUGGAGCUCAUGUCCCAGCACGGCUGCAACGCCUGGAAAGUCAAUAACGAGAACCUGGUUCAUAUGAUCGACUGUGCGCAGAAAGAUCUUCAGAAGUUACGAAAAAAGAUUCAAGACUUGAACUGGCAGAGGAAGAACUCCCAACUUACAGCGGGUGGGCGACUGAGAGAGAUGGAGUCAACGUGGGUGUCCCUUGUAAGUAAAAACUAUGAGAUUGAGAGAGCAAUUGUGCAAAUGGAGAAUGAAGUCUAUCAGCUGAAAGAGCAGAGUGGAGAGAAUAAGGAAAAUAUCCAAGAUUAUUAAGACCUUUCCCCCAAGGACUAGAGGUUCCAGGACAACCCCACGUUGAUUCAGCUACAGAAGCCAUGUUGCUCUGGGUGCAGCUGUUCUGCUGGGACUUCUGAUUGGUUCAUGGAAUAAUCUCUGCACUCGCCUUGGUGCUUUUCUGUCAGUAUUCUGAUUGGCGCAGGGAUUGGUCUGUUGCACCCAAAUGCCCAGCGACUGGUUUAUAUACCUGCCACAUUCUGGGUUUUGUUAAACAGAUCAUGAAAUUCUGAUUUUUGUUGCUUUUUCACUGUAAUGUUAAUAAAGUUUUUUCCAGAAA